AUGAGCGAAGAAUUAGAUCGUCGGUUAAUUUUAAUGGUGGAGAGUAAUCCCCAUUUAUACGAUAAAAAAUUACCGGGUUAUAAAGACAAGGUACUCUGCAAUAAUUCAUGGAAGUCUAUUGGCGAUCGAUUGAAUAUCAGCUCGGAAGAUGCUAUGCGACGUUGGAAAGUUCUAAGAGAACGUUUCAGCAAGGUUAGGAGGCAAAAAGCAAACAUUCCUUCUGGGUCUGGUGCAUCGUCAGAAAACCAGGAGAUUGAAUGGUCUUUAUAUAAUACCCUACUAUUUUUACAACCCCAUGUACAAAAUAGAAAGACAAUUGGUAACUUAGCAUUGAGUGCCAGUCAGAAGAAUAAAUUUUCAGACAAUAUUCUUGAUGUCGACAUCGACAAGAACCCACCAGAAACUCAGUUAGAUUUAUUGGACGAAUCAGUAGAAUUCAUAGAUGAAGAUGUUCGCAGCUACCUGUUAAAUAUAAAAGAGGAAACAGGGGACAACGGAACUUUGAAAUGUACCGAAAAAUUGGAUUCCAAUAAGAAACGACCAUUGUUGGAGAUAGAAAAUCAACAAAAGAAGAAAAAGAAACCUCAACCUUUACCUCCUGAGGAACAGACGAUGCAAAAGAUGAUGUUCUUUGGAAUUUUUGCAUUUCAUUAUACGGAUCGAUGA
Molecule: messenger RNA, 666 nt
Organism: Camponotus floridanus (Florida carpenter ant)
Lineage: Eukaryota; Metazoa; Arthropoda; Insecta; Hymenoptera; Formicidae
Exons: 4
Coding region: 1-666 (221 amino acids)
Biological process (GO): regulation of transcription by RNA polymerase II
Cellular component (GO): transcription regulator complex; nucleus
Source: RefSeq, a predicted model, not a curated record